This is a messenger RNA of Sebastes umbrosus (honeycomb rockfish), 1655 nucleotides long. It is a transcript of the gene spra, whose product is annotated as sepiapterin reductase a. The record is from RefSeq and is a predicted model, not a curated record. The transcript is spliced from 3 exons. Bases 38 to 841 code for a protein of 267 amino acids. Lineage: Eukaryota; Metazoa; Chordata; Actinopteri; Perciformes; Sebastidae. Gene Ontology annotation, molecular function: sepiapterin reductase (NADP+) activity. Gene Ontology annotation, biological process: tetrahydrobiopterin biosynthetic process.
GAGGAUCAGUCUGCUGCUGCUGCUGAGCUUCACAACCAUGUCGACUCCUACGGACCAGGACCUGGGCCGUGCGCUCUGCAUCAUCACCGGGGCCUCCAGAGGCUUCGGGCGGACCAUCGCGAGAGAGAUGUCCCGGUUGGUGAAGCCCGGCUCGGCGCUCGUCCUCACGGCCCGCUCCGGUGAUGACCUGCGGGCUGUGCAGGCGGAGCUGGCCGAGUCUGAGGCCGGCAGAGCGGGCCUGCUGGUGGAGUGUGUGGUGGCAGAUCUGAGUCAGAUGCAAGGACUGGAGAAGGUUGUCACAGCAUCUAAGGACGCUUUCUCUGAGGAUAUUGAUCACGUUAUACUGGUCAACAACGCAGCCUCCCUGGGGGACGUGUCCCGCUACGCCAAAAGCUUCACCGACAUGGCCGAGGUGGACUCUUACUUGUCUCUCAACGUCAGCUCCUCCCUGUGCCUCACCGCCAACGUCCUGCAGGCUUUCCCACAGCGUCCAGGUCUGCGCCGCACCGUGAUCAACAUCACCUCGCUGUGCGCCCUGCAGGCUUUCCCCUCCUGGGUGCUGUACUGCACCGGCAAGGCCGCCAGAGAGAUGAUGUUCAAUGUGCUGGUGAAGGAGGAGCCGGACCUCCGGGUGCUCAGCUACUCUCCAGGGCCUCUGGACACGGCCAUGCAGGUGACGGCCAGAUCCAAAACAGCCGAUCCCAACCUCAGGAAGUCCUUUACCGACAUGCACGCUCAGGGCACGCUGCUCACCUGUGAGGCGUCCUGUGCCAAGCUGAUGAAGCUGCUUCUGGAAGACACCUACGCAUCAGGAGCUCACAUCGACGUCUUUGACCUCUAGAUGCUAAAACUUACUCUUAUUACAGAUCAUUUCUCUGUGUGCCUUGAUUUCAAUUGAAACCUACCACCCAUGUUGUAGUCAAGACCAUCUAAACCGAGACCAAAACCAGAGUGUAUCAAGACUGAGACCAAGACUUUGAGGGGUUGAGACCAAGACCAGAUAAGUGUGAGUCCCAGAUCCUCCUCAGAUUAGUCUGAAAGACCCACAUUCCCAUAAAAACACCCACAGAAAUCAAAUGAAGAUUCCUCUUCCUUCACCUCUUUAAUUGCCAUAUUCAGUGUUUAUGUGUAGACAUUGCAGAGGUGAAUGUUAUGUGUGUGAAUGUUCCUUUGUUUUCUCUGAGCAAUCACAGUAAUGAUGUUUUAAUCAAUGUACAGGCAGUUUAGUGAUAUCCCCACGGUUGAGACUAGACCAAAAAAGACAUGGUGGUUGGUAACAAGAUGGCCAGUUUGAGCAUUGCCAAGACCAAAGUUGUGAAUAAUGAACAUAACACGAAACACCUCAGUUAAUCAUUUGCUAUGUAGCAGGAUGCCAUUUGUAGAUGUUCUAGUGCUUUACUUCAGGUGCUUCGGCUACAUAAUAAAUCAUCUCCAGCUCACACAUAAUGCAAGAUAGCAACAAUUUUACAACACAUGACAUCAGGCCUUGUGUAGCAUUUAGGGGGAUCUAUUGGCAGAAAUGGAAUAUAAUAUUAAUAACCAUGUAUUCAUUAGUACGAUAGAGUAUUAGGGCCACAUCGAGAAUUAAGUCAUAAUAUUACGAGAAUAAAAUCUUAAUUUAAUGAGAAUAAAGUCAUACUAUUUCAAGAAAAAAA